Molecule: messenger RNA, 776 nt
Organism: Coccinella septempunctata (seven-spotted ladybird)
Lineage: Eukaryota; Metazoa; Arthropoda; Insecta; Coleoptera; Coccinellidae
Exons: 3
Coding region: 152-727 (191 amino acids)
Biological process (GO): mRNA processing
Cellular component (GO): mitochondrion
Source: RefSeq, a predicted model, not a curated record
UUCAUUUGGAUAUUCGAGUUUAAAAUACAGAAACUGUUAAUGAAAUUUUUUGUUUUAUCUGUCAAUUGAUUAACCUAAAAACAGAGCCUAAAAAGUGUUUUACAAAAAUAUCCUUUUUUUAAUUAAAUGAAUCGGCCUUCAUUAUUGCAAAAUGGCAAAUUUCUUUACUAGGGUCUUAAAGACUUCGUUUCAAAAGAAAAUAGGCCCCUCAUUCAAUUUUUUUCGUCUACUAACAUGUGAAUCUGGAUCAGUAUCUGCAAUCCCUCCUAUAAUUAAAUUCACACCACAAUUAUCAAAAAUCGAAAAUAAUUGGAUAUAUCAGAGAAACGAAGAUAUAAGGACGCCUUUCAAUUAUGGACAUAAAAUAGAAAUACCAAGAAAUUUUAUUCUACCCCUAGUUGAAGAUCCUUCAGAAAAUAAGUUAGUUAUUGAACCUCCAUCGGAGAAAAAUGACAAUUCAAUAGAAGCAGCCAGGUUAAUUGUGAUAAGACGUCAAAAGAUGAAAAACCAUAAAUUGAAGAAGUUGAGAAAAAAACUCAAAUUUGUGAGAGCAAAGAUUCGUCAAAAAAGAGAACUAAAAAGGGAGAAAGAAUUCCAAGAAACUCUUAUACAGCAAUGUAAAACAGCUGAAGCUUUUUCAGCCGAAGAAUAUGUAGAAAGUAGAAUUAAGAAGUACCAAGAAGCCUUAAGCUAUGUACCAAAAGAAACAAGUUCUUAUGCAAAUUGAAAAUAAAUGUAAUGCAUAUGUAUAAUAAAAUAAAAACCGAUAAUUCAAA